Molecule: messenger RNA, 1154 nt
Organism: Arabidopsis lyrata subsp. lyrata
Lineage: Eukaryota; Viridiplantae; Streptophyta; Magnoliopsida; Brassicales; Brassicaceae
Product: soluble inorganic pyrophosphatase 4
Exons: 9
Coding region: 286-936 (216 amino acids)
Biological process (GO): phosphate-containing compound metabolic process
Cellular component (GO): cytoplasm
Molecular function (GO): inorganic diphosphate phosphatase activity; magnesium ion binding
Source: RefSeq, a predicted model, not a curated record
AAAUUAAAGAGAUUUUCUUUGGUCAUGCUUUUUAAUUUAUUGUUUUCCUCCAAAAUAUUAAUUAAUAUUCUUUCUAAAAUAUAAAUGGAGUCUUCAAAUAGCACAGAAGCAGAGACAGAGAGCGGGAACGCGUAUAGUUACAGCUUUCUUCUCCUUUAGCUUUCCUCUCUACUAUUGCUUCUCUCUCUCCUCUCUUCGCUGCUUCUUGAGAUCUGUGCUUGCGUUUCUUCUUCAUUCGACGACAUUUUAGCUCGGGAGAUUUCAGAUUUGUCGAUUUGCUCAGCAAUGGCGCCACCGAUUGAGGUUUCUACCAAAACCUACGUUGAGAAACAUGUUUCACUUCCUACUCUUAAUGAGAGGAUACUUUCGUCCAUGAGCCACAGAUCAGUUGCUGCACACCCAUGGCAUGAUCUCGAGAUAGGACCUGAGGCCCCAAUUAUCUUCAAUUGUGUGGUUGAGAUAGGAAAAGGGAGCAAGGUGAAGUAUGAACUUGACAAAACUACCGGUCUCAUUAAGGUCGACCGUAUUCUUUACUCAUCUGUCGUAUACCCACACAACUAUGGGUUCAUUCCGCGUACCCUUUGUGAGGACAGUGACCCUAUUGAUGUUCUUGUCAUUAUGCAGGAACCGGUGAUCCCAGGAUGCUUUCUUCGGGCCAAAGCUAUUGGUCUGAUGCCAAUGAUUGACCAGGGUGAGAAAGACGACAAGAUUAUUGCUGUCUGCGCUGAUGAUCCAGAGUAUCGCCAUUACAACGACAUCAGUGAGCUUCCGCCUCAUCGUAUGGCUGAGAUCCGCCGUUUCUUUGAAGACUAUAAGAAAAACGAGAACAAGGAAGUAGCCGUUAACGACUUCCUUCCUGCAACUGCAGCCUACGACGCAGUUCAGCAUUCCAUGGAUCUCUAUGCAGACUACGUCGUGGAGAACCUAAGACGUUGAGUUUUUACCACCCAAGCAAUGAAAUGAAAAGCUCACAACUGCAUUUUUCAUAAAUAUAAGUAUACAUAUAAAUGUCAGGCUUCCCAAAGGAUAUAUUUGUGUAUGUCCUCUGAUGAAUCCGUUAGAUGAUGCCGAUAAUUCAAAGACUAAAACAGAGAUUUUACUCAUUUGUGUUCAUCACUUUUCUAAUUUUGGAGUCAUUUCCUAUCUUGCUUUGU